UUUUCGUUCAUUCAUCAUUCGUACUCAUACUGUACUGAGCUCAGUCUUUGUGUUUUGAGCGUUCUUGUUGCAAAAUCACCAGUCAUGGAAGCGAGCGACACGACUCGGUUGCUCGGGUCCAGCAGCAGUUCUUCGUACACCCAUAGCAGCAAUGAUCUGACAUCGUCGUUGAUAUCCACUAGCACCAGCAAUAUCAGCAGCACCAAUAGCAGCAGCAGCAACAGCAGCAGCCUGUCGCACACAACGCGACCAAAGAAGGCGACGCUGCUGUCGGCGUACACAAAUCUGGCGACCGCGGCUGUCGGAGUUGGGAUUUUGUCGUAUCCGUACGCGUUCGACGCCGCGGGAGUGCUCAUGAUUGUGCUUCUGACGCUGGUGUUUAUCGUCGUCAACGGAUACACCCUGCAAGUGCUUGCUGACUUUGCGCAGCGGCACCAGGCCAAGCUGACGCUGUACUCGUACGAAGAGCUCGUCCAGGUCGUCCUGGGCCGCCGAGCCUACCUCGUCGCCGUCGCCGUGCUCUUCUUCAACGUCAUUGGCUCCUGCACGGGCUUCCUCAUUGUUGUCUGCGAUCUCGCCGUCCCCGUCCUCGCCAAGUGGAUUGACCCGGACUCGUUCCUCGCCUCGCGCACGUUCGUCAUGCUCGUGUUUGGCCUCUGCGUCGUCUUCCCGCUCUCCCUCCUCGGCGACUUCCACUCGCUCGCGUUCUCGAGCUUCAUCGCCGUCGCUUCCGUGCUGGCCGUCGCUGGCGUCGUCGUUUACAGAGGAUCGUCGUAUAUUGCUGAUCAUGGCUCGAGCGCCUUCGAUGGAGAUCGCGUGUUCCUGGUACAAAACAGCUUUUCCAUUGUUCUGGCAGUCCCGCUGUGCAUUUUCGCGCUGGGCUGCCAUUUGCAAGUCGUUCCGCUCUAUGGAGAAAUGUCCCCGUCCGUGCAGCCUCGAUUUCCCAUCGUAGUGGUCGGCACAGUCACCUCCUGUGGAUUCCUGUACCUCCUCACUGGCCUUUUCGGAUAUGUCGAGUGGACCUCGAGCGUGAAGAGUGACGUUCUGACCAACUAUGAUAUUGGCGACACUGUGAUCGACGUUGCCAAGCUGCUCAUGGGGCUGCACAUCACCCUGGCAUACCCAGUCGCCCUGUUUCCUGGUCGCAAGGCGCUCGACCUGCUGAUUGUCAACUGGACCAAGGGCCGAGUUGAACCGACGCUGCGGCGCACCAUGGUGCAAAACUUUUUCAUUGUGUUGGUGACGGGCCUGUUUGCCGUCCUCGUUCCGCAGGUCGACAUGGUGUUUGGCUUUGUUGGCUCCACGUCUGCAGUCAUCCUAGACUAUGGGUUCCCUGCCCUCAUGCUUCUCCAGCGCGCGCGAGAAGUGGCUGACGAAGGGUUUUUUACCAAGCCCUCGCAGCCCACCACCAAUUCCAGUGGCCACUAUCCUGCCUCUCCUGUCGACGGUCGGAGCGAUGGCUACAAUGAAAAGGCAGCGCUCCUGUCGGGCCACCAGGGUGCUCCCCGGACCCGCGGCGCGUCCAAGCUCUACCUGUUUUCGUCCGCCUUUGUGGUUGACAAUGAGUCAGCCGACGGCCAGACCUCCUGGUAUCGCGACGACUGGUACCAGGCUGACGGGGCCAAGGCGCGUGCCAAAUGGGUGUGGCGGGAGCGACUGAUUGGCCGUGCGCUUGUCGGCAUGUCCGUGCUCGUUGCUCUUGUCGGCACUGGUGUCAAUCUGUACCAAGACAUUACCGGGUGAUGGGAGGCUCAUGGAUUGCUGCGUGUAUGGUUUUGUGGUAGUGCUUUUUGUGUGUGAUUCUUUGAUUCCGCUGUCCCGUGUCUGACUAUAUUGCUUGAUACGAAACUCUUCCAAUGUAAACAUCCAUCCGAA
This is a messenger RNA of Capsaspora owczarzaki ATCC 30864, 1875 nucleotides long. RefSeq lists its product as hypothetical. Lineage: Eukaryota; Filasterea; Ministeriida; Capsasporidae. Gene Ontology annotation, biological process: amino acid transmembrane transport. Bases 85 to 1743 code for a protein of 552 amino acids. The record is from RefSeq and is a predicted model, not a curated record. Gene Ontology annotation, molecular function: amino acid transmembrane transporter activity. The transcript is spliced from 3 exons.